Larimichthys crocea (large yellow croaker) is the source of this 1568-nucleotide messenger RNA. It is a transcript of the gene tcea2, whose product is annotated as transcription elongation factor A (SII), 2. Gene Ontology annotation, molecular function: nucleic acid binding; zinc ion binding. Lineage: Eukaryota; Metazoa; Chordata; Actinopteri; Sciaenidae. The transcript is spliced from 10 exons. The coding region runs from base 224 to 1177 and encodes 317 amino acids. Gene Ontology annotation, cellular component: nucleus. The record is from RefSeq and is a predicted model, not a curated record. Gene Ontology annotation, biological process: DNA-templated transcription; transcription elongation by RNA polymerase II.
UAAAAAACUACAACUCCCAGCGUCCCACAGUGUCACACAACAACAAACGAGAGGCAGGCAGCAGCAGCUGGGAGAGAAGGAGUCAGACAGGCUGCGUAAAGAGAAGGAAAGAAAGAGAGAGAGAGGGAGGGAGAGGAUCUGUCUUCACAUCAAUGGAGGAGGAGAAGGAGGAGAAGAAGGAGAAGAAGAAGUGACGGAGAGAAAAUCCGCUCAGAAUCAGAACAUGGCUAAGAACCAGGAGGUGGAGCGCAUCGCCAAAAAGCUGGAUAAAAUGGUGACCAAGAAGAACACGGAUGGAGCUCUGGACCUGCUGAGGGAACUGAAAAACAUCAAGAUGUCUCUGGAGACGCUGCAGUCAACCAGAGUUGGCAUGUCGGUGAACGCGGUGAGGAAACAGAGUUCAGAUGAAGAAGUUCAGACUCUCGCCAAAGGUCUCAUCAAGUCCUGGAAGAAGCUGCUGGACGGUUCAGAGGAGAAGGAGAAGAAGAAGGAUUGCUCUCCUGUGAGGUCCUCGUCCACCUCCAAGGACUCUGGCAGCAGCGAGAAAAGUAAGAAGUCAGGAGAGUCUCCCACCACCCCAACCACACCCACCACACCCACCACCCCCACUACCCCGACCAGCCCGACCACCCCGACCCUCCCACCUCGGACCACCUCCUUCCCCCCGGCCCCCGUCACCACCAACAGCGUGCGGAACAAGUGUCGAGAGCUGCUGGUGGCAGCGCUGCAGACUGACGAUGACCACAAGACCAUCGGCGUGGACUGUGAGCACCUCGCGGCACAAAUCGAAGAGGAGAUCUUCCAGGAGUUCAAGUCCACGGACAUGAAAUACAAAUCUCGUCUACGGAGCCGCAUCUCCAACCUCAAGGAUCAGAAGAAUCCAGACCUGCGGCGUAACGUCCUGUGUGGAAACAUCUCGCCUCAGCGCAUCGCCAGCAUGACUGCUGAGGAGAUGGCGAGCGCAGAGCUGAAGCAGAUCAGAGAGGCUCUGACCAAAGAGUCCAUCAGAGAGCAUCAGCUGUCCAAGGUGGGAGGAACCGAGACGGACAUGUUCAUCUGCAGCAAGUGUCACGGAAAGAACUGCACGUACACACAGGUGCAGACCCGCAGUGCUGAUGAGCCCAUGACCACCUUUGUGCUGUGCAACAGCUGCGGUAACCGAUGGAAGUUCUGUUGAAGAGGAGGUGUGUGUGUGUGUGUGUGUGUGUGUGUGUGUGUGUGUGUGUGUGUGUGUGUGUGUUCUAUCAUGAAACAAACUAAAGUGAAUUGAAUGUGGAUUUAAAAAAUGAAGGUUUUUUUUCUUUAUUUUGUAUAAUUUCUUUUUAUAUAUAAAAACUUAAAGCUGUAAUAUAUUUAGAGGAAAAAAAAAUGCCGGUUCGUGUCGUUUAUUGGUUUGAUUUGUUUUGUACGGAGCACUUAGAGUUUAUUUCUUAUGAUAGACGAUAGAAGCUUUAAGCCAGAUUGAAAUCACAUUGUGGAAACAGUGGAUGUGCCUUUCUUUGCCAUGUUACGCUGCCACAUAUUUUGCCUAUAACAUUUAUAUUAAAGUUGCUCUUGGAUUAAGCCGA